Molecule: messenger RNA, 3366 nt
Organism: Leptosia nina
Lineage: Eukaryota; Metazoa; Arthropoda; Insecta; Lepidoptera; Pieridae
Source: the annotation of a GenBank genome assembly
AUGGCCGCGAGAGUUAUAUACGCGUGUGGUUUAUUUUUGUGCAUUUUACACAGUGCUCGAAGUUUUAACUUGGAACCGAGGAUUCCUGUGAUAAAGUUGGGAGAGCCUGGCUCCUACUUUGGAUUUUCUGUCGCUGAACACCUCACGAUAUACGAGAACGAGAGAACUAGUUGGCUCUUAGUUGGCGCUCCAUUAGGACAAAACUUGCAACCCAACACGACGAAAUCAGGUGCUCUAUGGAAAUGUCGCCUUACCACAGCACAACGAGACUGCGAGCAGAUUGUCACAGAUGGAAAAAGAACGAAGUACGGCAAGAUAAACACGACUUUGGAUUCCUUUCAUCUCUCUGGGCCGCAUCCUGACGAGAUCAAAGAUGGACAGUGGCUGGGUGUUUCGGUUCGCAGUCAGGGGCCAGGGAAGAAAGCGGUUGUUUGUGCGCACAGAUAUAUCCGAAAGUCCGGGGAGUCUCAAUUUGGACAAGGUCUCUGUUAUACGCUGAGUAACGACCUUCAAUUAGUCGACGUAUGGGAGCCGUGCCGAGGUCGAUCCGUGCAAAGAGAACACGAAGAGUUUGGUUUCUGUCAAGUCGGUACAAGCAGUUCCAUACUCGAAGACGACACUUUGGUGCUUGGAAGUCCAGGGCCUUACACAUGGAGAGGGACCAUCUUCACUCAGGACACAAAUGAUGAUCUCAUAGAACGUGACCAUGUGGUCUACAUGGCACCAGUUGAAGAUGGAUACAGUCCUGUUGAAAAAUACAGUUAUUUAGGUAUGUCAGUAUCAGGCGCUAGCUUUUUCGGAGACAAGCCGUCGUACGCAGCUGGUGCGCCUCGAGCUCAUGGUACGGGCCAGGUCGUAGUCUUCAGUAAGCGUGUGAUCGAAGACUGGGCUAGGACAGAUGUGGACAUCUUGAAUUUCACAUUGUUAUUAAAUGGAGAACAAUUUGGUUCGAGUUUUGGAUAUGAGGUUUCAGCAGCUGAUGUUAACGGCGAUGGUCUUCCCGAUCUGCUAGUCGGAGCCCCGUUUUACUUCUCGAGAGACGCAGGCGGCGCCGUCUAUUUAUACCUGAAUAUAAACCACAACUUGCCCAAGGAUUAUGAUCUGAAACUAACAGGAAAAUCCGAAUCACAGUUCGGGAUUUCGAUCGCCAACGCAGGAGACUUAAAUAAAGACGGAUGUGAAGAUAUAGCAAUAGGCAGUCCGUACGAGGGUAACGGCGUUGUUUAUAUACAUAUGGGCGAUAGGAAAGCCGGCCUCAAAACUAAACCAGAUCAGAUUAUCAAAGCUGAGUCGUUGCCAAUCGUUAUGAAAACAUUUGGCUAUUCGCUAUCUGGUGGAACUGAUCUUGAUGCUAAUGGCUAUCCGGAUUUGUUGGUUGGCGCUUAUGAAAAUAGCAGCGUCGCCCUAGUUCGAACGAAACCUAUAAUCGAUAUAAAAACAUCGAUACGACCAUCGAAUACGAUCAUAAAUAUCGAUCCAACGAUACAGGGAUGCGAGAAGGAUCCGAACUCUAAUUACACUUGCUUCCAUUUCCAAGCCUGCUGUAUCAUUAAGUCUUUGGUGAGAUCCACCCAGAGUAACGUCCAUGAGUUAAAUUACGUCGUCGAAGCCGAAACAUUCCCGGGGGGAAGGAAGUAUUCUCGAGUAUUCUUUAGCUCUGAAAAGACGAAUAUUGUCAAUAAGACAAUACAUUUGGGAAAAGAUGAGGAACACUGUCGAGAACAUGUCGUUUAUUUGAAGAAUAACACCAGGGAUAUACAAACUCCUAUUAGAUUUCAAGUAACAUACAAGAUAGUGCACGUAGAGCCGCAGUAUUCAAGUAGUGGUGAACUUCCCAACAUAGAUGACUACCCAGUCCUAAACGCCACGGCGACAACGGCUUUUAGUGCCAAUUUCCUCAACGAUUGUGGCCUAGAUGGUGUCUGUGUCAGCGAUCUUGUUGUAGACCCUGUACUGCAGCUUCCUAAAACUGAAGAUGGAAAAGCGUAUGCUCUCACACUGGGUCAAGAAGAAGAGAUCCAUCUCUCUAUUGCUGUAGAUAACUACGGAGAGUCCGCAUAUGAAGCUCAGCUAUUUAUUCAGCACCAUGCUAGUCUCCAUUACAUCGCAGCGAAUAUUAGUGGUAAACAUAUGAUAUGCACCAGUGUAAACAAGACUAUAGUAUCAUGCCUCCUGGAGAACCCUUUUAAAAGACAGUUGGAUGGUUCAGCUGCUAUCACUAUACGAUUCGAUGCAAGAGCAUUAGAAGACAAUGAACCAUCAGUUGUAUUCUCUAUUUGGGCUAACUCUACUUCCAAAGAACUUCAUCCUGGCAAGAAACCUGUACACGUUGAGGCUCUCGUGAUUAAGAACGCGGAGCUCUUAAUCAAAGGAGCUGCUCGUCCCGAACAAGUGUUCUACGGGGGUGAAGUAAAAGGAGAAUCAGCAAUGACCUAUUUUGACGAUAUUGGAACCAGGGUUAUUCAUACAUACCAAGUCUUUAACGAAGGUCCAUGGCGUGUAUCGUCUUUGCAAGUCGUGAUAUCUUGGCCACAUCAGGUUGCAUCAGAUAGCGACCAGGGAAAGUGGCUCCUCUACCCUGAAGAUGUUCCUACGGUGGAUGGCGAAGCUGAUCAAAGCAAUGGAGAAUGUUUCAUAUCGGAGAGCGAAAUCAACCCUCUCAAACUGACAACACGUCCAGGAACCUUCGAGCCAUACCUGGAGAAUCUUGAAAUGGAUCCCUUCUUGAGUACCGGCAAGUUAAGUGUCAGUUCUAACGAAAAGGAAAAUAAUUCUACGUACAAGAACGUGGUGGAGUAUAAGAGUGGAGCCGAGAAUAAAAUUAGACGGAAAAGAGAUAGUGAUAUUGUCAAAGCUGAGGCCUACACAGAUAAGGAUGGACAGAGGAAGCACGUUGUAAACAUGAACUGCCAGAAGAAGACAGCGAAGUGUAUCCAGUUUCAAUGCGUGAUAUAUCGCUUGGGGCGAAUGCAGGCGACCACGAUCACUGUGAAGGCUCGUCUAUGGAACUCUACUCUAGUAGAAGAUUAUCCUCGAGUCAGCCAUGUUAAUAUAGCAUCUACAGCCUUUAUACAUAUUCCUGAACACUACAAUAUACACCAAAAUAAGCAUCAUGAUGAUACAGCAACGGUUGAAACUGUCGCCUAUCCAGACUUGAAGAUAAGCGAACCAUCAGAAGUUCCCCUUUGGGUCAUUAUAGUGUCCAUCAUAGUUGGCCUAAUAGUGCUAAUACUUCUAAUCAUUGCGCUGUGGAAGCUGGGCUUCUUUAAGCGGAGCAGACCAGACCCUACGCUGUCUGGCAACUUGGAGAAGAACAAUCAUGAGUCUAGUCCUUUCAUUGGUCGGGAUAGGAACAGUAUUCGGUAG